GUGGGGUUGGGUUGGGUGAUGGUGAUGACGGGGGUUGGUUCUCUGGCUCGGUGUGCGCCCAGGGGGAGUGGGGAGGGUCGUUGUGGUGGUGGUGCAGGCGGAGCACGGGGAGGAGAACUGCACUGGGCUGGGGGGCUGCGAGAGGGAAUAGAAAAAGGGACUGAAAUCGAAAUUGGUCACGCCGAGGCGGCUUUGUGCGCGCAUUGAUCGCCGCCUAUUAGCGACCGAGAAGCCCGCGCGCCAUUCGUCGGGUGUGAAUGCAGCCCCGACCUUUUAAAGCGGCCGCCGCUUCCAGCGCGAACGUUGUGGCCACAGAAGAAGCACUAUUUAUUGUUGCUGGAGGGAGGAGGGGGAGGGCAGAAAAGCAGGGUGGGGACAGCCCCGUGGGCUUGGAGGAGGAGAGGGAGGGAGACGCGCAAUCGAACCCAUCAUGCGCGCUAACUUUUACGCACUGCCUGCGCGCACUUUUGUCUACUCAGUGCUGAACGCUAACUAGUUGAGAGCGCUGGUCAGACACUGCGGCACACGCGCGCGCACGCGGGGUACACGCGAGGCGACCCCAGUUGAGAGAGGCGCGCGCGCGUUCACGCCCAGAGAGGAGGAGGAGGACGACGACGACACGCGGCACGGAAAAUGCUGCGCUCCCUCGGUGGCUCCUGGGCGCCCGUGCCUCUGGCCCUGCUCCUCAUCCACUGCGCGCGACUCAACGCGGCGUUGUCCGACACCGAGCGGACCUCUUUGGGCAGAGAGCAAGAGCAGCAGCAACAACAACCACAGCACCAACACCUGCAGCAGCAACAGCAGCAGCAGCAGUUCCAACAGGGCAGGUGUCAGCCAAUCGUGAUCCCCAUGUGCCUGGGCAUCGGCUACAACACCACGCGGCUGCCCAACUCGCUGGGACACGAGGAGCAGCAGGAGGCCGCCAUCAAGCUGCACGAGUUCGCGCCGCUCGUCGAAUACGGCUGCCACGUGCACCUGCGCUUCUUCCUGUGCUCCGUGUACGCGCCCAUGUGCAGCGAGCAGGUGUCGCAGCCCAUCCCGGCGUGCCGGCCCAUGUGCCGCGCCGUGCGCCAGCGGUGCGCGCCCGUGCUCGAGCAGUUCGGCUUCGGUUGGCCUGACGCGCUCGACUGCGCCCGCCUGCCGACGCGCCACGACCCCAGCGCCUUGUGCAUGGAGGCGCCGGCGGCGGACGACGAUGAAGGAGGCGGAGGAGGAACCGGUGGCGGAGGUGGAGGAACCGGUGCGGCAGGUGGAGGUGAACCUCAUGACCGACUCCCACUGGCGCCGCUGGCACCUCCGCUCCACGGCGGCGGCGGCAGCAGCGGCCACCCGCAGCACACGGGGUCUCCGAACCAGGGCGCGCAGCCACCCGGCGGCAGGGCGUCCGUGCCGUCUUCGUACAAGCCCACCAUCAACGUGGGUCGCGGCGACGACAGCAAGGGCGUCCAGCCUCACCCGCCUCCCCCCAGGAGCGGGUCCCCGACGUCGUGCGAGAACCCCAGCAAGUUCCACUACGUGGAGCGCAGCGAGUCGUGCGCGCCGCGCUGCGGGCCCGACAUGGACGUGUACUGGAGCGGCGCCGACAAGCGGUUCGCGUCGGUGUGGCUCGCCGUGUGGUCCGCGCUCUGCUUCGCCUCCAGCGCCUUCACCGUGCUCACCUUCGCCAUCGACUCGUCGCGCUUCCAGUACCCGGAGAGGCCCAUCAUCUUCCUCUCCAUGUGCUACUGCCUGCACUCGGUGGCAUUCCUCGUGCGCCUGUUCGCCGGCGCGUCCAGCAUCGCGUGCGACCAAGACAGCGGCAGUGCGUACAUCAUCCAGGCGGGCCUCGAGAGCACCGGCUGCACCCUGGUCUUCUUGCUGCUCUACUACUUCGGCAUGGCUGCGUCCGUCUGGUGGGUCGUGCUCACUUUCACGUGGUUCCUGGCUGCCGGCAUCAAGUGGGGGCACGAGGCGAUCGAGGCCAAGAGCAGCUACUUCCACCUGGCCGCCUGGGCGCUUCCAGCCGUGCAGACCAUCGUGAUCCUGGGCCUACGCAAGGUUGCAGGCGAGGAGCUCACGGGCCUGUGCUACGUGGGCGGACUCAUGAGCCCCAACGCGCUGGCGGGGUUCGUGAUCGUCCCUCUCACCUGCUACCUCAUCCUGGGCACGUCGUUCAUCCUGGCCGGGCUCGUCGCACUCUUCGACAUCCGCCGCGUGAUGCGCACGGGCGGCACGGACACGGAGAAACUCGAGAAACUCAUGGUGAAGAUCGGCGUCUUCUCCGUGCUCUAUUCCGUGCCGGCCACCUGCGUCAUCGCCUGCUACUUCUACGAGUGGUACAACGCUGAUAGCUGGAGGACCCUUGCAGUGGCCUCCAAGUGCAGGGCUGCGCAGGGCAACCAGACGCCCGACUGCACGGCCGUCCAGUCCAUCCCCUCCAUCGAGGUGUACCUGCUCAAGGUGUUCAUGUCACUGGUGGUGGGCAUCAUCAGCGGCAUGUGGAUCUGGAGCUCUAAGACGCUGCAGUCGUGGCAGAUGCUCUGGAACAAGAAGUUGUCUCGGCAGACCGGGCGCAAGGGGGGAGUGCAUUACAAGUCUCCCUCGCUUGCCGUACAUGCGCCUCCCGGCCACCCAGAGACCAUAGCCGAACAGCCGGCAUUUGUCUAACAAGCUCGUGUCGUCUCGUGUCUGCCACUUCUGUAGAUUGCUAUACAAUAUACAUAAAUAUAUAUAUAUGCGUGUGCCCUACUGCAUGUAAAAUUGACACUGAAACCACUACACUACAGGGCAUAUAAACCUACCAGCGGACCAUACGUGCUGCUGAUACGUGCAAACGCUUUGAAGUGACAAGCGUGUGUGCAUGCAUUUCUGGAAGACUGAUGCAGAAAUUUGCAGCCGUGCACUGCGUGCGAUGGGUGCAAAAAACAACGCACAGUUGUGCAUAUUGAUUGUGCAAAUUGAGAUUUUGUUUUCCUUUGGUCCGAUUGUAUUGGGAAUGUCACGUGCUCAAGAUGCCCCCCUCGGUUGGGCUCUUCUCUUAUGCACCAGCACAGGCGUCUCGAUGAAAACAGGGCUCUAAACGGUGUCCACCGAAUGCCACGUCAUUUUUUUACAAAUGUAUACAAACAAGUGUUACGUGUUACGAUUAUGUUUUUUUAAGGUGUCCAGAAUGAUAAAUGUGUGGGGGGUGGGGGCGGAACGACACAACAAAUUAACACGUGGCGUAUUGUGAUGCCCCCCAAAUGUAAGUACUAACGAUACAGAGUCAUAGAAUUUAUUUAGAGAUCGUUAUAUUGGAAAAUAUUAUUACAAGUGCGAGCCCAUGUGUAGCUUAAACAUCCGAUUACAAAUGUGGUACAGGCAAUACAAUUAUCAAAAUGUUUUGCCUGUACCACAUUUAUAUAGUGCGUCUGUAUAAUAUUCUGAGCCUUUUACAAAGAAAAAAACAGCCUAAAUUGUAUUCAUGCGUGUAUUUAAAAGUAAUGCAAUACCACAACCCGAAGGUAACAGACACAUCUGGUUUGUACUGAACUCCAGAAUCUGGUAGACAUUUAGUGAAUGAGUAAAUAAUCUCCUGUUUUGGAAACUACACACAGUGUAUCUUGCAGGGGCAUUUAAAAUGUGUACCAUAUUUACAGUUUCGACUUGACCUCGAGGCUUAAAGGUACAAUUUAUCAUCAGGAACGUGGAGGUAAAUUAUAGAUUCCAGAUUGUGCCUUUUCGAGACCAGAUAUUUUGUAUUGCUUUUGUCCAAACAGUUUGGACAAGAUUUAAGAGACUUUUUUUCGUAAGUUUUUACACUUUCUUACGAUGAGUGGGUUGGACAAACCUAUUACGUUCGCAAAAAAGGUUACACGUUUAGAAUUGCGGACGACGUUUUUUUACAGACACAGUGUUUUCUUAACAAUUGUCAUGAAGUGCGCCAUAAUACAAGGCAGCGAUGUGGUAUUAGCCUUAAACUUUUGUAUGUUUUUUGAACUUCGUUCGCACCGUGUGUAGCCAACAGUGCUAAAUGGAGGUGCGUGCGCUGACAUUUGCUGUAGCAACAUAAUUGCGGCAAUGGGUGAAUCGGAAAUCUUGCUUUGCGGGAUGGUUACGAGACCAUACAAACAUCACCAAUGCCGUUUAAAUGCGCCGAGUCAUUGCAAAUAACCCAACGUGGCCAUUCUUUGCAAACCACAGCCGAACUUUGUCGUAAAAGAUAAAACAAGAUAAUUAUGUUUUCUCGUUUGGCCACCUACCACUCAGAAUGCCUCACUGGAAAGGAGCGCAUUAGCAACUAACACUCGUAUAAGGAAGCAAUUUAAUAUUAAACGAAUGCUCUGAACGUGCAUCAAGGUCAGACAAACUAAUAUUCUAACAAGUAAAAGUGAAUAACCCAUCGACUAAUAUAUGCAGGCUAAAAACAAAAAUAUAUAACUUAACACGUAUAACCGUGCACCAGAAAUGGUGCCCAGACUUUUCAGAGUUUAGCCUGGAUAGUGUUUGGGUGGACGAACAUGCAAAAACAGGUGUCAUAGGCUGUGGUGGGCAGCAGAGGGUUGUGCAGUACUCUGUACUGUACUGUACUACCACGUCUAUGCUCCCCGACUUCUCUAACCCACACUCACGAGAGUGGUAAAGUUCUGUCAAAUCUGUCUCAUGGCUUGGGAAGGCCCUCACGAAGUAGUGGAUUGACAAGGGGGCCGUACGCGUACAUCUUGCCAAGCAUCAUCGUGCCUUGUUAUGCAUAACUGUUUGGUAUGUAAACGAUGUGUUAUUUGAUGGAGAUCGUGCAACUCAGUUCGUGUACAAGUGUACACGGCCCAUGGUGGGCAACGAUUCAGGGUGGUGAUGAUGAUGAUGAUCAAGGUGUUGUGAACCCAAAGACCUUUUGUCUCUUGAUGUUGAAAGGCGGGCAGCUCCAACACAGCUGCACAUCAAUGGGAUUGCUAAUGUCCUCUGCAGUACUGUGAUGUUAAAAGGAUCAUUUAUAGCACGACUUCUCACUGCCAAAUCGGAUCGUAACAAAACAAUGGCAGUGUAAAAUAGAUGAAGGUGCAGGCUUGCAAUUUCUUAUGCAUUACCACUGCUUAUGGAAGGUGCCACACGAGAGGGAGCUCUUGUCAGCUACUCUGGGGUAGCCUACUCUUCUACGCUGGCCAGAUGUCAAUAACAGAUGUGUGAGUACUCCACUUUGAAUUGGAAGACACGUCACCGCAAUUUAGUGGUCAACGUCCUCCCCUUUGUGAGUGGCUCUGCAGGUUGUGACUGAUUAAUUUCACAUUCACGUUCUCUGUCGCUGGAUAUAGGUGAUGCGUGAGACGCUGAUCAUCUGUGAAUUCUAACACGGCAGUAAACACUCCAGCUAUCCAGGUUUUAAUUUGCCAAUCAAGUGUGCAAGUACAGUACGGUGAUUAAGCAGGCAACGUGUUCUGGGUAUAGGAGCCGAUUCAGGCGUUAGCAUGAACUGAUUUCCUGUCGAAUUAACGGAUGAAAAUUGGCAAAACUGACAGAAAAUCGUGGUAAUUUGCCAUUUUGUUUUUCUCCUACCAAUUAUUCGCAGGAAAUUACUCCUCGCGACUCAUGUCACAGAAGUUGGAGAAUGUAAUCUUAAUUGACUGCAAACGUGGCACUGAGAUGUGCGUGGAUGAGGCAGCUCCUCUGCCUUGGCUUCCUCUCUUGCUUUGAACGCUCGGCACGUGAAGACCACAGAGUCAACAAUCAGCUCUUUUUACAUCUUACUCAUCUCUCAUUUUAAAACCCUCACACGCUGACUGCAACUGGUUAAAGCUAUGACGAGAUCACAGGUGUUUUUUUCAUAGACAUUACAGAAGGCGUGGGUGGUGCGCAAGUCAUGUCCUGUAUGUGCCGGUGUGCAUUUUGCGCGUCUGUCGACAGUCACCGUUCUCUCCUGCACUCACAGCAGCGGAUGCCUUUAGAAAUUGUUUCCUUGACUCAACUCCUGUUACAGCAAAUGACAUCUUCUGUUGUUGCAAUGCUGUGAGUCUUUCAGCUUUGACUCACGGCUUAUUGGCAGUAGAAUGUGUGCCCAUGGUAAUGAUUCGUCAUCAUCAUCGUCGUCGUCAUCAUCAAAACUAUUGAGGUUUCAUUGCAUUUUUGUUGCUAGCAUAAACAUGUUUCUGAUCCAUAUGUGAAAUCAAAAACCGAUCUGUAACAGAAGAAUCGGUGCAAGCCGGAAAGUCAUCAGUUUCAAACAAUUAUUACUGCCUUUUGCUACGGAGUGAGUACUCUUGUUAAAAAAAAAAACACUUUUUAAAUUAUAUUUUUAAACAAAUUACUGGUAUCACAUCCUUAUUUCGCAUGUUUUAUUUCAAAUGAGAUUUUUUUUUAAAAGUCACCUUGGUAGUCCAGACUGGUGGCACACCCUGCACCUUUGGCGCAUAGCAAGUCACGGUUGUCAAAAAAUGUAGCCCACUUCGAAUGUACAGCUUGAAACUUACGCCAGCAAAAAGCAUCCAUUCAUCUCAUAUUGCUGAGGUCUCCAAAAAAAUUCGCCGCAGAAAAACUGUCGGCCGUACAUCGAGACUUGUUCAGUUUCUCGCUCUCUAUUUGCAUGUCAGAUUGUGGCCUCAGUUCGUUGACGAUUGUGACAUGCCACGUCAAAGGUACUAAGUGGUGCAGCACCACAUACCACAGACGACGACGAGUAUCGUCUCCGCAGGCAACAUUUUAAUGCUCCCACUUAUUAAGUCACUCAACACCACUUACGACAGGGUGUGCGCACAUUCGGCCCAUUUUUUAGGUUUUAUAACUGAAAUUUGUAACCCUCGUGGUUUGCCCAAAUAUACCGUGUUCUUCUAUACGUUGAGAUUGGGGACACGAUGCUUUGAUGUUUGAUGUACGCUUUGAAAACAUGCAAUUAUAUGAUCAGGAUUGCUGCAGUCGGCACCACUUAAGACACAGAGUGGAGAAAGUCUACAACUGGAGCACUGUUAUUAGUACGCUGUUGUAGCCUUGUCAUUUGUAAAAAAAAACAUAGUGCCACAUGAUCUAAGAUAUUCAGAAAUGUAAUUGACGGCGCAUAUGCUUGUUUUGAUAUGAAACAGUGACAUUACUAUGGCAUUGCAUUUGAAAACAUUUUCCAUUCGGUCAUAUGAUAUCUUGCAGGGAAAAUACCUUUGUUGAAACAAUGGUCAAGUUUCUUUAAUCCACCCCUUGCCUCUGUCCACCCAGCAGAAUACAUGAUUACACCACAGUUAGUCGAUGGCAGGUCAUGUGUAUUGGGUUGAUGUGUGGGUUCUCGCACUGCUUCCAAUGACGUCUAGGCAGCGUGGAAGAGUAGGCCAAAUACGAUCUAGAGGGGCUCUCUAAUUGAGGAGCUUCCACUAACAGUGGCGUGGGCAUGACAUUGCAGGGCUGCAAUGUUACCUCUUAUUUUGUUAAAAAAGGGCUAUUGACAUCCAUUACUAUUUUCAGUACACACAUGGUGUUUAAGUAUAUUUGCAAAAAAGCAAAAACUCCGUAAAAUGGGAUUGCAUUGCACGAUAACACAUCAAUUGAAUUUCGUGUAAUUCAGCAAGGCCUUCCAGUAACGAUCGUUUGUUCCAGUGGAAAUUUCAUAAGCGUUUUCUUCUAUGAGAGUGGAUACAUAAAGACAGGCACUGCCUGUGGAUAUGGGUGCACAUUAAAUUACUUUGUAUCCAGGACAUUGAAGGGCACACACGCACACACGCACACCACCUGAAGGAUCGACACUCAUAACAUGUUAAACAUGGCAUCUCUAAAAAGGCAACUGCUGGUAGCUGCUUUUGAUGUUCUCAUACAUUACGCUCAUCUCAACACUAACUUUAACUUAGUGUACAAAUGUUGUGUGGAGGGGGGGGGGGUUGUCCUUAAAGAGCUACAAAUAUCGAUAAAGAGAUCUAUUUUGUGUUACGCCAAGAAAUGGCCAAAGUAUGUUGAUUUCAUCAGAACAGGGAUAGUAUUGUGUUUGUAAGGUUCAGAUUAAGAUUGCAGAAUGGGCUGCUGAAUAAGUAGAUUGCACAUUGACGUCACAUUACAGUCAGUGGUAUCACUUGGGCAUAUCGCGCGAGACUGACAAACGUUGAUGCCCCAAAACUCUUUGGUCUCAGAAACAUGUGGUCGCAAGCUUGGUCUGUCCGCUGCUUGACAAUGUGCGCGUCCACAUUAAUUAAAGGUGAGCUGAAAUAUACGAUUUUCAUUCAGCAGAAGCGGCAAAUGUGAGCCGCAUUCAGAUCACAGUUCAAACACACAGCCUUUGUAUAUUAAACGCAUUCUGCUCACACAGAUGAAACGCAUAUGCUUUUUAUUCAGUUCUAACAUGUUUUAAUUUUACUUGGAAAUUUUGCUCAAGUGCAUCAUCCGAUGAUGGCUGGUCUGUAAAAGGUAGUCUGUGCGCUCACGGGCCAUUUUUUGCCUGGAGAAACUGGCAUGUUGAGUACGAUGCCUAUAGAAUAGAUGGCCCUGCGGUCACGUGAUGCCAUGGGCUUUGUUUUGAGCCACUCGUAUUUAUUGAGGACAUUAAGGUCCUGCAACAGUGAUGCCUUGCAGUGAACACGUGGCAGGUUAGUAGCCAAUGCCGAGCUUGUUCCAUUUAUUAAUAACAAGUGUGUACAUUAUUUUUAAAAUAUUUAACAACAAAUGGUGUUAUCGCUUCGGCAACCGUGCACGAAUCAACAAACAAUACAAACUCCAACGCAGCCGUCAAUCACACUGCACCGAAGAGGAAACAACAUUUAACAACAUAUAAUAAGUGACAUUUCGCGCAAUGGCCCUUCAUCUAUUGUGAAUAUUUUCCCCCUUUUGGGAAAUGUUAUGGAUAUAUUAUCCCCACAUUUGUUGCUGGUGGGGUUUGUUUUUGUUUAACCGCUCUAGCUUAGAAAGUGCAUAAAGUACUCGAGGUUGAGCUGACUCAGUCCCGAGUUCUCUCCGUAAGCUGGUGUUAUUAUAGAGCCAUGUAUAAUAGCUCAUUUAACACGUUUUUUCCUCCUUUAAAAACUAAAAAUGUUUUAUGUUGGUAUUAAAAUACUGUAUUGUACAUUGCUUCAAAUGCCUUGUUGGAUAAAUUGCUAUAUUUAUAAUAAAAUCAUAUUUUCAA
Molecule: messenger RNA, 9040 nt
Organism: Lethenteron reissneri (Far Eastern brook lamprey)
Lineage: Eukaryota; Metazoa; Chordata; Hyperoartia; Petromyzontiformes; Petromyzontidae
Product: frizzled-9-like
Biological process (GO): canonical Wnt signaling pathway; non-canonical Wnt signaling pathway
Cellular component (GO): membrane
Molecular function (GO): Wnt-protein binding; transmembrane signaling receptor activity
Source: RefSeq, a predicted model, not a curated record